GUAGUUUGGUUGCGCGCGCGCGGUUGUUGCCACUGGAGUCCUGUGCGUCUCACAGGGGAGAUAAAACCUCACCAGCGAUGACCGUCCAAAAACCUUUCAUCCCACUUUAAUCCGAAAAGAUGUCAGAUGUCACCAAGACCGUCCAAAAGUGGCACGCGAGUUUUAAAAAGGGCACGGACUUUGAUUCUUGGGGGCAGCUGGUGGAAGCCAUCGAUGAAUAUCAAAUACUUGCGAGGCAUCUUCAGAAAGAGGUGCAGUCAUCAUCAAACUCGCAUGAUUUCACCGAGGAACAGAAGAAAACCCUGGGAAAAUGUGCAACAUGCCUUGAAAUGCGAAGUGCAGCCUUACAGUGCACACAAUCUCAAGAGGACUUCACGUUAGAAGACCUGAAAAAGCUGGAACCCUUUAUUAGGAACAUUCUGACGUGCAACAAAGAUUUCCCUUUUGAUGUCCAGCCAGUGCCUUUGAGGAGAAUGUUUGCACCAGGAGAGGAGGAAAACCUAGAGGUGGAAGAAGAGUUGGAUGCUGGCACUGGCGUGGGUUCGACUCCAUCAUUCCCCAGUACUUUGUUGCCACGGUUACCCUCAGAGCCUGGAAUGACUCUCCUCACACUAACGAUAGAGAAGAUCGGGCUAAAAGACGCAGGGCAGUGUAUAGACCCUUACAUCACAGUCAGCGUGAAAGAUCUGAACGGGAUUGAUCUGAACCCAGUUCAAGACACUCCGGUGGCAACACGAAAAGAAGACACGUACAUUCAUUUCGGUGUGAAUGUGGAAAUCCAGAAACAUCUAGAAAAACUACCCAAAGGUGCAGCUAUUUUCUUUGAGCUCAAACACUACAAACCCAAGAAAACGUUUACCAGCACAAAGUGUUUUGCUUUCAUGGAAAUGGAUGAAAUCAAAGCAGGUCCCGUCGUUAUAGAACUGUACAAGAAACCGACGGACUUCAAGAGGAAAAAACUCACCCUCCUGACCAAGAAACCACUCUACCUGCACCUAAAUCAAUCUGUGCACAAAGACUGAACGCAUAUCCCACCGCAGAGAAUGUGACGGACAUAAAUGGACCACAAUUCAAUUGGAGCAUCAUCUCUUACAUUCCCUGCACUAUCAAACUCUAUCCCAGAUCUCCAGGCAUUGGGACGCCAAUCAGGAGAACUUGGUGCUUUGAAUUCUGAACAAAUGCUCUGUGUGAUGAUUUCUGAUGGGAACAGAUAGAUGUACUUCGAUGUUUAGGCAACAUAACUCCCCAUUGGCCUUUAUGUUACAGAUGGGCAAAGGUGUGUGUUAGCCGGUCCGUCAUGCUAAUUUGGAAAGCACACCUAUGGCUAAAAAUGCAUUUGAAUUAAAUCUGUAUUAACAUGCUAGUCAAAAGAUGAAGAACCUUUUGAGCAUUAUUUUUAUUAUUAUUAAAUACCCUAAAAGACAACACUGGAAGUCUCAA
Xyrauchen texanus (razorback sucker) is the source of this 1440-nucleotide messenger RNA. Its product is annotated as axin interactor, dorsalization-associated protein-like. The record is from RefSeq and is a predicted model, not a curated record. Gene Ontology annotation, cellular component: membrane. Bases 120 to 1022 code for a protein of 300 amino acids. Gene Ontology annotation, biological process: determination of ventral identity. NCBI's taxonomy places the organism in Eukaryota, Metazoa, Chordata, Actinopteri, Cypriniformes, Catostomidae. The transcript is spliced from 10 exons. Gene Ontology annotation, molecular function: phosphatidylinositol binding.